AUGGUGGAAGUGAAUGCUAUUUUCUCUGGGUGCAACUGUGAGUUGCAGGUUUUCGAUUACAAUGAUCAAACACGCAGAAUAGCAUAUGGAGCAGGAAAUACAGUUGCAAUAACCACGCCAUUUUCAAAGAAUCUUGAUGUCCGUCUUUGCCAAACACUCAAGAGCCACACUGCAAUUGUUACGGUGGUAAAAUGGCUGCCGGAACAUCAACUUCUUAUCUCUGGGGCUGAAGAUGGUGUCACUAAUAUCUGGAAAUAUACAGAUGACGGUACAUUUAGCAUCAAGCAAACAUUUGAAGAAGAUGAAGAGAAGAGCAGCAUUACGUGCAUAAAUAGUCCUGCUGGAUAUGAGAAGAUAUUAAUAGUAGGCCGUGCAUCCGGCGCAGUUGAAGUGUGGAGUAUGGCUGAAGACGGAAGUGAAAAAUUCAGCUUAUUUGGAAAAUUCGAGAUCAACUCCGAGUUCUAUCCGUUAUCGGUUAGUGCAAUUGAGGUGAGGCCAGAGCAGCUGGUUGUGUUUGUUGGGGGCACGAAACCAAACCUAUACGUGUACAGUUUGGACCUCAACAAUGCAGAAUCCAUAACUUGUGCUGCCAAAUUGGAAGGACACGAAGACUGGAUUAGAGCUUUGGCAGUUAAGCGAAUAGACGAGGACGAGUUUGUGAUUGCAAGCGGCUCCCAGGACAGAUGGAUCAGGCUCUGGAAGCUGUGCCUCAACGAGAAAAUCGACAACUCGGACCAGGACAAGUCGAAAUUGCGGCUUCUCUCCAACAAGCUGUAUAAAUUCACGAUUGGGGGCAGCACAAGGUGUGCAGUGAACUUCGAUGCGAUCAUAAUGGGCCACGAUGAUUGGAUAUCGAGUCUCUGCUGGCAUGCAACGGAGAUGCGGCUUCUUUCUGCGUCUGCAGACUCGUCGAUUAUAGUUUGGGAGCCGGAUCCAGUAAGUGGAGUGUGGAUUUCGAAAGUCCGGCUUGGUGAGAUGGCAAUCAAGGGUGCUUCGACUGCCACGGGCUCAUCCGGUGGGUUCUAUUGCUCCAGAUGGAUAGUGGACGAGGUGUACGGGCGUGAGAUUGUGCUUACAAACGGGAAAACCGGCUCUUUUAGGUGCUGGUAUCACGAAAACGAGCCUAAGGACACAAGUCUAGGUCCAAAGACGGCUGAAUAUUUGCAGAACGCGUCACUAACUGGACCAUCCGGUAAGGUGACGGAUGUGGAAUGGUCCAAAACUGGAGAAUACUUGCUUGCAACAUCGCUGGACCAGACUACGAGGCUUUUUGCACAGUGGACGAAGCACAGUCGUGAAGAGCAGGCGGGAAGAUGCAAUUUGGACACGGAUAAGGCUCCAUGGCACGAAUUCUCGAGGCCGCAGAUCCAUGGCUACGAUAUGAUCUGCGUUAAGCCAAUUACAGAGACGCGGUUUGCGUCUGCCGGGGACGAAAAGGUGAUCCGAGUGUUCGACGAGCCGAAAUCGGUUGCAGAUCUCCUUUUACAGUUGACAAAUGUGGCAGGCGGCAACGAGAGCAUGCCGGAGAGUGCCAGCCUCCCAGUAUUGGGCCUUUCUAACAAGGCAGACCUGGAAGACAUCGAGGAAGAGAUUGAAAAGGAGGCGGAUCGUCCAGAGUCGGGAGACGAGCUUCGGAGAUCGCCGGAUGAGUCUGAUGGGCCAGAAAAGCAUGCGAAAACCAACAUGUUGGCCGGGUUGCAGGCCCCACCUUUGGAGGAUCACCUCCAGAGAUACACGCUUUGGCCCGAGAAGGAGAAACUAUACGGCCAUGGGUUUGAGAUCACGACACUUGACGUGUCGCCGGACGGCAAACUGAUAGCUUCGGCCUGCAGAUCGAACUCUGAGAAGCAUGCUGCGAUCCGGUUGUUCAACACGGACAACUGGCAGCAGCUAGACCAAACACUGGCAGGCCACGAACUCACCAUCACGCGUAUUCGGUGGUCUCCUACCGGAGAGUAUCUCUUGAGUGUUUCGAGGGACAGGAUGUUUUCGUUGUGGCAAAAAGGCGAAGAUGGACAGUUUGUGCGUCUCGCAUUGCAGCCGAAGGCACACACGAGGAUCAUAUGGGACUGCUGCUGGAUCCCAAGCUCAAUCUGCCGGUGCAUGUUUGUCACAGGUGCCAGAGACAGGAAAAUCAAGGUUUGGGAGCUCGAGAAUGCUGCCCAGACCACAGUGAGCAACAUCUGCACUAGUGAGCGGUUCAGUUCUGCUGUGACUGCACUCGAUGCAUAUUCCGGGUCUGUUGUAAAGCACGCAAUACUCGCAGUUGGCCUAGAUAACGGUCUUAUGUACAUAUACUCGGUGGAUAACCGCGGAAGUCUAAAAGAGCUGCUUCAGGUGGAUCCGGCAAAGACUCCGGAUGGAUCGAUUUCCAGGCUCUCGUUCCGCCCACCAAGACAUGAAGAUACCGACAGAAUUUACUUGGCAGUGGGUAGUGCUGACCACUCGGUGAGAAUAUUGAGUUUUGGAGUGGCUGAGCUAGGCAUCGAGGGAAGUAAUGAUUUAUAG
This is a messenger RNA of Brettanomyces bruxellensis, 2508 nucleotides long. RefSeq lists its product as uncharacterized. The record is from RefSeq and is a predicted model, not a curated record. Gene Ontology annotation, molecular function: protein binding. Gene Ontology annotation, biological process: tRNA wobble uridine modification. The transcript has a single exon. Gene Ontology annotation, cellular component: elongator holoenzyme complex. The coding region runs from base 1 to 2508 and encodes 835 amino acids. Lineage: Eukaryota; Fungi; Ascomycota; Pichiomycetes; Pichiales; Pichiaceae.